This is a messenger RNA of Glycine soja, 640 nucleotides long. RefSeq lists its product as uncharacterized. NCBI's taxonomy places the organism in Eukaryota, Viridiplantae, Streptophyta, Magnoliopsida, Fabales, Fabaceae. The record is from RefSeq and is a predicted model, not a curated record. The transcript has 2 exons. The coding region runs from base 87 to 302 and encodes 71 amino acids.
UGGUAAGUUGGGGGGAGUGAGAGGAGAGGCGGAGACGAAGAAGUGAAGAGAAGAGAAGAGAAGGGAUUUGGAUCUGAAAAGAGAAGAUGGGGGGAGGAAUGGAAGCAAACAAGAACAAGUUCAUAGAGGAUUGGGGCACUGCCAGAGAGAAUCUGGAGUUCAAUUUCCGUUGGACUCGCCGCAACCUUGCUCUUGUUGGCAUCUUCGGCAUCGCUAUUCCCGUCCUCGUCUACAAGGGCAUCGUCCGUGAAUUCCAUAUGCAAGAUGAAGAUAAUGGUCGGCCGUACAGGAAGUUCAUGUGAGAGAGUAUGGAGAGUCUUUUGUAAUAAUUCGUCAAGUUAGACCUUGAUAUUAUGAGGCUACAAACCAUGUUUUUUUUUUCCUUAAUUCGCAAAGGCUUGCUUGCUUUUAAGUACUCUAGACCUAUCAAACCUCUCCAUGUUUGCCUGUCUUCAUUCAAAUUUCUGUUAUGCUGUCAACUUGUUACCACCGUGGUUCAAUUAAUAAUAUUUGUGCAAAAACAUGUUAGUAUUAUGUAAAAUUCUGAACAUAACAAUACCUGAUAUGAGCGGUGCAUCAAAUACUUUGUGUAAAAGUAUAUGGUUGAUUUUGUGAAAUAAAUUGACUGGAAUGUGCUAAA